Messenger RNA from Macadamia integrifolia, 1224 nucleotides. RefSeq lists its product as uncharacterized. Bases 1 to 1224 code for a protein of 407 amino acids. NCBI's taxonomy places the organism in Eukaryota, Viridiplantae, Streptophyta, Magnoliopsida, Proteales, Proteaceae. The transcript has 5 exons. The record is from RefSeq and is a predicted model, not a curated record.
AUGGGUCUAGAUAAAAGAAAACUGAAUAAGGUCGAACACCCGUUGCAAGGGUUCUUGGACACCCCGGUUAAAGUAGAAGGGUCGGUUGAGCUGUCGAUAAGGGCAGACGCUGGAGACCGUCAGGUAACAGUUAUGAUCAACUUCCUAGUAGUAGACAUCACUUUAGCGUACAACGCCAUACUAGGGAGAGUCGGCUUAAACUUAUUAAAAGCUGUCGUCUCCACACCACACCUCAAGAUGAAGUUCUCAACUAAGAAUGGGGUUGGGGAGUGUCGAGUUGAUCAAGAGGCAUCUCGAAAGUGCUAUGCCACCACCUUAUGGGGAAAGGGAAAGGCAGGUGAAGCACUCCUGAUAGAAGAUUUACGUGAUGAUACAAAUUAUCAGAGGGGAGAACUGACAGAGGAGCUGAUACAAGUUGAAGCCAAAGAAGGGGAUAGUACUCGCCAAUUCCAAGCAGAAAGGACUUGGACAUUGUAUGUGGAUGGUGCAUCCAAUAGUGCCGGGAGCGGUGCUGGGAUCAUACUUGUUAGCCCUGAAGGAUUCAAAAUCGAGUGUGCAAUACAGUUCAACUUCGAUGCCUUCAACAAUGAAGUGAAUGGGGACUAUAAAGCUAAGGAACAGAGAAUGGCCAAGUACUUAAAGACAAUGCGAGAGAAAGCAACAACCUUCAAGGAGUUUGAGGUAAAGCAUGUGCCGUGGGCAGAGAAUGCCAGCGUAGACGUGCUGUCACAAUUGGCCACCUUUGACUUCACAGCCCUUGGACGAUCGGUGUAUUUUGAAGUAUUACCCCAACUAAGUACCGAAGAGCCUUAUGAGGUAUUAUCCGUUGGUGAGCACGGCCCUAGCUGGAUGGAUGCCAUAAUCGAAUACCUGAAGGAAGGAACACUCCCCAAGGACAGGGACGAGGCAAGGAAGAGUCAAGCCUACUCUGAUGGACUCCAUUGUUAUGGCAAUAGAUCUCUCUUGCUCAAGAAAAUUGGGCUUCGCUAUUCCCACUCGUCCUACUCCGUUCACGUUACAAUGAUCAUGUUCCGGCCAUGUUACAAUGAUCCUGCUCUAGCGAAGUUACAACGGUGCAAGCUUUCAUUGGGCAAUUUCGACAGAGUUGGAAUUGGUGGAAUUUUCAGAGAUCAUAUGAGAGAUGCAAUUCAGUUUGUAUCUAAGAGAUUAGAUGUUUCUUCGCUAUACUUAUUCUCCAUUGAGUGGAAGAUUUCUCGGCUAUAA